This is a messenger RNA of Stylophora pistillata, 5793 nucleotides long. RefSeq lists its product as uncharacterized. Gene Ontology annotation, molecular function: protein binding; calcium ion binding. NCBI's taxonomy places the organism in Eukaryota, Metazoa, Cnidaria, Anthozoa, Scleractinia, Pocilloporidae. The record is from RefSeq and is a predicted model, not a curated record.
UUAAUAGUUACAAAUGCUAAGAACCGUGGCUAAUAAUCCCGCGGCAAUAGCGAGACAAGAAUGAUUUUAUGCAAAACUAGCUUUAUUCCUGAUUAAUUAUUUAACUUGAACGGAAGAUCUUUGUACGGAAGACCUUUUUAAUUAUAGAUGUCACCAAGAGCUGUCUUUUCAAACAUAACUUUAUUUUCAUAAUUCAACAGACACGCUAACGGUGUAGCUGUUUGAGAAGGCUAUCUCAUAAAUAGGUUCUUUCAAUUUUCUCGAAGAAAUAAAAAAAAUUUUGAUCCCGUAUGAAACCUUUUUUCGUAAGUGUCACAUUUGUGCUUCGUGCAUCAAGUUUGCUUUGAUGGACACUAACACUGUGUUUAUUUCUCAACAGUGCUUUUUGGUCUUACUGUGUCUUCUUUGCCAGGUGCAGGCUGGAGAAGGAAGUUUCAGUCCCAAGACAGAGACAUCUGUGACAAGAUCUACAAAUACACAAACAACACGUACGCCCCCAUUGACCAUUAAAGGAAGUUCCAGUUCCAAGACAGAGACAUCUGUGACUACAUUGUCAAAUACACGAACAACAAGCAGGCCUCCAUCAACGAUGAAAGGAAGUUUCAGUCCCAAGACAGAGAAAGCUGUGACAACCUCUACAAAUACACGAAAAGCAAGUAGGCCUCCAUCAACCAUUGAAGGAAGUUCCAGUCCCAGGACAGAGACAUCUGUGACUACAUCUACAAAUACACGGACAACAGGCAGGCCUGCAUCAACUUUUCAAGAAUGUCAUAGACCUCUGGGUAUGCAGAGCGGUGCAAUCGAAGAUUGGCAGAUAACUUCCCGUCACUCUCGUGACUACAGGUAUAAACCCAGUCCUGGGAGAAUGCUUCUGGAGACGGCAAGAGGAGGAGGAGACGCUUGGAAACCCUACUGGAGUUAUAGAGGCGUAUGGUUUCAGGUUUAUCUCCAUAAUAAAUAUACUUGGGUAACUGGUAUAGGAACACAAGGAAGCGUGACAACAUACUGGCUGUAUUAUUGGGGCCGAGGAGGUCGGUGGUACAAGGAAAAAGGACAACGACAUGCCAAGGAAUUCCCCGGAAAUAUAGACAGAAACACUGUUUUUCGCAACGAACUAGGUACACCCAUCAGAACAAGCCUCAUCCGUAUCUAUCCACGGGCUUGGAGAAGAACCAUAGAAAUGAGAAUGGAGCUGUAUGGUUGUAAAGACGAGUGUUUGAGGUACAAGCCAUGUAAGAAUGGAGGCAGAUGCGUUCCUGAUUACAUCAACGAGAACUACACUUGCAUUUGUCCUAUCGAGUUUUACGGUGAUACCUGCAGAUUAGGUAACUUAUGCAAGCUUAGUAAACCUUGCUUAAAUGGAGGUACCUGCUCACCAAUGAGAUACUGGCCUUAUUUCAAAUGCAUUUGUUCUUCUAUCCACAUUGGUUUCAACUGCAGAACCCGAAUAGCAAAUGCAUGCGAUCUCGAGCCUUGUCUUAACAGUGGCACUUGUCGGCCUGUAAAAUCCUGGCCGUUCAUUCGAUGUUCUUGUCGGUCUGGAUACGCUGGUUUUAACUGUGGCAUCCGAAUAGUGGACCGUUGCAGUCACAACCCCUGUCCACGAAAUUGGACUUGUAAAACGAAAGAUAACGGCAUUGGUUUUGAUUGUGAUUGUUCAUCAGGAGACUGCAGUUAUAAACCGGCCUGUGUAUGCCAAUCUCAUCCUUGUCUGCAUGGAGGAACGUGCUUACCAGAUAACAAUGUAUCAGGAGAUUUCAAAUGUGUCUGUCCUGCAGGAUACGUUGGAUAUAACUGUGAAUAUGCAAAACAUGAUUCGUGCUCCGCCGAGUCUUGUCGCAAUGGAGGAACCUGCAAACCGGAUAGUAACCCGCUGGGUUUUGAAUGCAACUGCCAUUCAGGAUAUAUUGGAUUUAACUGUGGCAUUAAGGAGGUCGAUCCGUGUUCAGAUCCAGACAACAACCCUUGCGAGAAUGGUGGAACAUGUGUGCAGCAGAAUAAUGCAUUGGGAUACACAUGCAAAUGCACAUCAGAGUAUAUUGGGUUUGACUGCGGCUUUCUGAAAGACGAUCCUUGUUCCCCUAACCCUUGUCAAAACGAAGGAAACUGUACCAGAAACAGUGGUCAAGAGGAUUUUAUUUGCAACUGUGCCUUUGGAUAUACUGGUAAAAAAUGUCAGAACCUGAUAGUUCAUGGGAACUGGAGCCUAUGGACGCCAUGGCCAAACUGCAACAAGCCGUGCAACAAUGGAACAAGAACAAGGAGGCGUGUAUGUGAUAACCCUAGCCCAGCUUUUGGUGGAAAAAGCUGCGAAGGUUUAUCCUCUGAAACUGAACCAUGUAACAAAGAAGAGUGCCCAGCCGAGAAAAUAAAAUACGAGGUUAAAUUAAAAGACGAAAAAUGGAAAGAUUAUCUUGCAGUACCGAAAAGUAAAGAGUACGUGGAACUUGAGAACAGAAUCAAAAAAGCCGUUAAGGACUUCUACCACAAAACGGAUGAAAAUGUUGAGGAGCUAAAGUUUUGGAAAGGAAGUGUCAUCUCUAGUUUUGACGUCAUCUAUGAGAGCAUAGACUCGUUACAAAUCGUCUCUUUCUUAGAGGAAAUAGAAGGAGGAACACUGGGAGACAUUCCAGUUGAGUUACGCAAUAUCAAAACUAGAAACGUACCACAACAAGCUCCUGAGAUUGUGGAAGCCAACAGCACCAAAUCAACGAGUAUUGACAUAAAGUGGAUGCAAAGGUCUUCCGCCCCAUUUCUGGGAAACAUGAUCGUCUACAAAGAAACCGGUAAAAAGUUCAAGACUAAUACCAUAAAGUCAGUUCCAGCCACUGAACCUGGAGCAGUGCUGGAGGAUUUAAAAAAAUUCACAAAUUACACCAUCCGUGUGUUUACCUUUACAAAUGAAGGGAACGGAGUGCCAAGUGACGAUGUCACCGUAAGAACUCAAGAAGAUGUGCCAAGCCAGCCUCCCCCUGACAGUGUUGUUACAUCAACAAGUUCAAGUAUAAUCCAUGUGUCCUGGGGGCCAAUAAGCCCAGAUUUCGUACACGGGAGACUUGUGGGAUACGAAGUUAGGUACGCAAAGGAUGACGAAUCAUCGGAAUGGGAGAAUAAGAGAGUUGAUUUCAACGUACACGAGACAGUUUUAUCUGAUCUGGAGUAUUUCACUCGGUACAAAGUUGUGAUCUGCGCAAGGACAUCUAAAGGGUGUGGAAAAAAUGUGUCUCACACUGCAACCACAUUUGGUGAUGCGCCCAGUAAGCCUCCGCAAAACGUUGCAGCUGAGAAAUUAAAGGCAGCAGAAUCCAUCAAAGUCUCCUGGAAUGAAGUGCCUUUUGGUCACGUCAAUGGUCUAUUGAUGGGAUAUUCUAUAAAGUACCGAAGAGUUAAAACUGCCGAGAAAAAUUUAGUUUAUUCGGUGGAGGAGACGGCCAUAGCAAAAUCAAAUGAUCUCUGGAUAAUACUCAGUGUUCAAACCUACUCAGUUUAUGAAAUCAGAGUGGCAGCUUUCACUCAGAAAGGCCUGGGGCCUUAUAGUGAAUAUAAACUCGGUGAAACCUGUCGCUGCCCAAAGACCCUUUACACAAACUAUUGGUCAACUCCACCGUAUUUAAAAGUGAAUCAAGAAGAUAAUACUCUGGAUGGCAUUUUUAGUCACAUCGUCACAGAUAUGAUUUAUACAGCUUGCGGAGAAUGUCCUGCAUACGGUUCCACUGAAAUCGACAUAACUUCAAACGGAAAUAAACAGCCAUCCGCCAAGGAAAGCCUUGUAGACGUUCUUGGUGACAUCGACGACGUUCCACAGAUAAGUUUUCCAAUCUAUGGCAACAAAUACGUUACAAGAUUUGGGGGGGUUCACGCUUAUGUUAACCUUGUGCAGUCCCCAGGAUUAGCUUUUGUAGCUGCGAAGAGCAUUCCGGGAGCAGCUGCAACGAACAUGAUAAACGCUGUGUUUUCUUGCUUUCCAUUGGUGAUACUGUCAGCAUGUAUGUCGUUUAUUUCCGGGUUUAUCAUUUGGCUUUUGGAUACCACGAACCGGGAUGAAUUUCCAACCAGUUUUCGAAAAGGUGUUGGUGAAGGAUUCUGGUGGUCAUUUAUCUCCAUGACGACCGUUGGUUAUGGAGACCGUUCACCCCGUUCUGUUCCUGCCCGUAUGUUUGGAAUCACAUGGACCCUCACAGGACUCGUUAUCAUCUCAAUUCUUGUCGGUGCAAUUGCCUCGGCGCUGACCUCUGUCACUGUCAAAUAUCCAGUAAUAUUGUAUGGUUCAAAGAUUGGAGUAAUUCAGAACUCCACGGAACAUCGAAUCGGUACCCUGAAGAAUGCAAGGGUAAAUGAAGAAGAGAACUACAAAAAUUUAAAACAACUUCGAACAGCGCUCGAGAAUGGAGAAAUCGAGGGUGCUCUUAUAGACACCUACGUUGCUGCAGAACACAAAGACGAGCUUUUCAGCGACAAAAUAUAUGUGAAGCAGAUUUUAGACAGGCCGUUUGGUUAUGGAGUUGUUCUGUCGGGAGCAGCAGUGAAUGUGGAACAGAGAUGUCGCGAUUACAUCAACCAGCACAUGAGUUAUAUAUCUCACAUGAUACCCAACUCCACAAAGACACUUGAUCCUGCUCCUCCAGAUGAGUCUGUAGAGCUAAGUACAGACUUGUUCGACGGCUCGUCUGAAAUGUUCCUUAUAGCCUUAGCUUCCUUAUGUGGAAUGCUAGGAUUUGCCGUCCUUGGUGGCAUUACUUAUCACUAUCUGAUUUUCGUUCCACACCAAAGGAGAGCCGACAAAUUGAAAGCAUCUUCAUCUCAACUCGCUCACAAAAAAGCUCUGGUUGCAGAAAUGAGAGACUCCGUCCGCAUUUUUCACUCACAGAUGUCCACUCGAAUAACUGCAGAAAUGGGAAAAUGCAGACAAGCACUAAAAGAGAUUAGAGAGGAUAGAAAUAAUUCUAAACAAGGCGGUUCUUUUUUCUUAAAAAAUAUUGUAACUAAUCCAAUCUACUCAGAUUCAUCUCAGGGAUUUUAUUCAGUUGUGGGACAGCGACCUUUGGCAUCUAAGUCAGCGGAGAGUAUUGUAGAGCAUGGAAAACAUAGUCCUUAUGCAAACACCGCUGCCUUAAACUCUUCGGGAGAGACCUUGAGCCUUGGUGGUGACCGCGAUAAGUGUCACGCACUCAACCUACGCAGUGAAGUAGCGUUACAUUAGUGUCACGCUUUCAACCUGCGUAGCGAAGUAUAGCGUUAUGUUAGAUUGAUUUAUGGAUAAGAUACUGCUAAAUGUUACUAUGGUAAUUUUACAGGCUUAACAGGAUACCCAUAGCGGUGUUCAUUAGCAAUAAGGCAUUCGAUUUGAUCUGGAUAUUCUACCAUUAGACAACAAAAAUAAACGGUUUAGAUUCAUCGAAGCUGUCUGUGUAGCUCGAAGAGCAUUGGCUUUGAAUUAAUUAUAAACACGAGUUCCUUAUUUCUACUUGAUAUAUUUCCAUUUAUCAUUAUCAUAAGUAGGGAGACUAUCUAAUGUAAUUUUUAUGCCGCAAGACGACAAAGAUUAAUAGACUUAAUGGUAUAGAAUCAUUGACGCCGUUUAACCAGCUUUAAGAGUAAUUGAUUUGAAAUACACAUGGUUUUCAUUGAUCUGUGUCAGGACAUAUUUCCAUUUGUAAUCAAGCAAUGAGGCAUUCUGUUUAAUUUAGAUCUUUUGACGUAGGACGAAGACGAUUAAUAAUAUAGAUUCAUUACAGCACUUUAAGUGGCUCCCAGAACAUUUACUUUAUGUUGAUCAAUAAAGACUGUCAUUGU